AUGUCUUCCUGCUGCGCUCUCGCACCUGGGCGCGCCCCCGGCAACCGUAGCACCUGUCGAGAGCACUCUUUGUCCUGUUCUUCUCCGCCAGGAGAACCGCGUGGGGUUGAUUCAACCCCAAGCGGCGCUCCUGGCGGGAAAUUCCAGACAAAGAGUGGUCUAGACGAGUGCCCAGGACGAAGAGUGGUCUCGACGAGAGCCCAGACUGCGUUCGAGGCGAGCGGGGAGCCGAGGGCGGCCGAGCGAGAGAGCCGCCCCCUGCAACUGGUCAGCACCGGAGAUGCGGAGAACGAUUACUCUUUUAAGCUCUGCGAGGAGAACCUCGACCGCGUGCUGUCCAAGGUACCGGACGGGAUGGAGGUGUCGGUGGUUUCGGUUGUGGGCGCGUUUCGCACGGGAAAGUCAUUCCUGCUCAGCUUUUUCCUGCGGUACCUCAACAGCGGGUCGGACGACGACGCGUCCGAGGCGUGGAUGACAGCCGACGGACCCAGCCUAAGGGAGGGAAACCGUAACAGUGUCAAGCCGGCGGCGGGGGGGGCACAGGGAGUGCAGGAGGAAGAGGGGGAGGGGUCAUCGUUGCGAAGCUUCGAGUGGCGGGGGGGCGUGGAGCGCAUGACGACCGGCAUCUGGAUGUGGUCGGAACCGUUCGUGAGGAGGACGGAGGGGGGGAAGGAGGUGGCCGUCCUCGUGGUGGACACGCAGGGGAUGUUCGAUAACGAGACGUCCAUGGGCCUCACGGCCUGCAUCUUUGCCGUCAGCACCUUGCUGAGUUCCUGCCAGAUCUACAACGUGGAGAAGCGCAUCCAGGAGGACCACCUGCAGCAGCUCGCCCUCUUUUCGGAGUACGGGAGGAUGGCCCUCAACAAGGAGUACGCCCUCGCCACCGGGGCCGAUGCCGACGCGGAGGUGGAGGCGGCGGCGGCGGCGGCAGCGGCGGCGGCAGACCGAACCGGCGGAGAUCCCGCCGCAGGUGAGGGCACGGGGUCCCCGUCUCUCAAGGGCGGCGCAACAGCUGUGUCAACCGCCGUCGGUUUCGCCGCCAAGGCUAAGGCGAAUGCGGAGGCGAGGCGAGCGGCGGCGGCGGGAGAAGGGGGGGAGGCGGCGGUUGCGGCGCCGGCGAGCCAGGACAGGAUGGAGAGGCCUUUCCAGCGGCUUGAGUUCCUCGUGAGGGAUUGGCAGAAUUACGAGGAUGAGGAUCUGCCGGGGCCCAAGCUUCAGGACGAAAUGAUCGACUACCUCGCCGAGGUGAUCGAGGACAAGGGAAUCAAGGACCUCCGUGACACGCGGGAGCAGAUCACGUCGUGCUUCGAGAAGAUCUCCUGCUUCGGCCUGACGCACCCGGGUUUCGACGUGGUCAAGAAGACCUUCAGCGGCGACAUCUCUAAGAUCCAGCCCUCGUUCCUGCGGCUGCUCAACACCUACGUGCGCCACAUCUUCGGAGAGCUGCUGGAGCCGAAGAGGAUCAACGGCCGCUUCCUGACGGCGCCCGAGCUCCGUAACUACGCCUCCGCGUACGUGGAGCUCUUCCACAAUGGCGCACACUUCCCCGCGGCCCGAUCUCUGCUCGAGGCGACCGCGGGGGCGCACAACGGCAACGCUAAGCACGUGGCGCUCCACAAGUACAAGGCGGAAAUGGACCGCCUCCUCGGGCCCAACGCCACGGGCUACCUGUCCCCGCCCUCUUUCGAGGAGCACGAGGGGCUCUGCCGGGAGGGGGGCCUCGGGGUGUUCGACGCCAUGGCCACCAUGGGCAGGCGCUCGGAGGUGUCGAGGGUGCGAGCGCUGCUGCUCGAGGAGCUGGAUGAUGCCAAGAUUCGGUAUGCCGAGGCUAACUCGGGCAGAAAUCCCUUCCGUGGCACCGAGUACUGGGUGAUCCCGAUGAUGAUCGCUUUCGCUUCCUACGUCGCCCGGUGGAUCGCGGACCUGAGCUGCUCCGCGUGGUCGGACUCGUGCCGCAAGACGUCCGACACGCUGGGUUUCAUCUACUUCGCGAUGGUGGUGGUGCUGCUGGUCAUGUUCCGGCAGAAGCUCAAGGGCGUCGCCGAGCACUUCGGCCACCUCCUGCCGGUGUUGGUCGGAAACUUGAAGGAGCAAGUGCAGCAGGCCAACAAGAACAAGACCCAGUAA
This is a messenger RNA of Ectocarpus siliculosus, 2127 nucleotides long. The record is from the annotation of a GenBank genome assembly. Lineage: Eukaryota; Phaeophyceae; Ectocarpales; Ectocarpaceae.